AAGUUCUAUGCCGGAGGGGUGGAGAGGAGAAGGCGGGACCACGAGCUGGCUCGGCAGGGGCAAGGUUUAAGAGCCAGAUGAAUAAUAAAGGUACCGCCUCGCAUCCCCUUCCCCACAUCCUCGAGGGGUUUUGGUUUUCCUUUCUUUAUCUAAAAACUGCGUCUCUAAAGAAAUUUGCUUAAAAGAAGACGGGAGGCAAGAUCGCGGUCCUCCCAGACAUGGAAAGCAGUUUCCAGCUCUGUCUGUAUAGCUGCCUCUUAAUCUCAGUUCUAGCAAUACUGCCAGAGCCAAAAAAUGUAAGAAUGAAUUCAGUUAAUUUGAAACACAUUCUACAGUGGGAGCCACCUGAUUUUCCUAAGGAAAAUGUGACCUACACAGCCCAGUCUACAAGUUAUACUUCGUUCACAGACAAGUGCAAGAAUAUUAUUUUCACCAGCUGUGAUUUCUCAAGUAUUUCCAAGUAUGGUACCCAUACCUUGCGUGUCAGGGCUGAAUUUGAAGAUGACCACUCAAAUUGGGUAAACAUCAUCUUUUGUCCUUUGGAUGAUACCGUCAUUGAACCUCCUCAAGUACAAAUAGAAUCAUUGACUGGUUCUUUACAUGUAAGCUUCUCAUAUCCACACAUUGAAAAUGAACCUAAUGAAUGGACUUUAAAAGAUUAUUAUCAUUCAUGGCAUUACAGAAUACGAUACUGGAAAAAUAACACCGAUCAUAAGUUUGAAAAAGAUACCAUAUAUGACUUUGAAGAGCUUACUGAUCUGGAUCCUCACACAGUUUAUUGUCUUCAAGUUCAAGGGUUGGUAAUUGAAAAGAACAAAAGUGGAAAAUGGAGUCAGCCUAUCUGUGUCCAAACUACUGAAAAUGGAUUACCUUCACACUGGAUUACUGUUACUGUGCUUAUUGUAUCCAUGAUUGUGGUUUUACUGUUGGUGCUUGGUUGUUUUUGCAUAUGGUACUUCUACAGAAAAGCAAAAUGUGUAUUCUUUCUUGGGUAUUCUUUUCCUCAGCAUCUUAAAGAGUAUUUGGACCAACCUUCCAAAAGCAUUUCAUAUCUCUUGCCAGUACCUUCCAAUGAGGGUGAAUCCUUUGAUAAAUUAAGUAUAAUAGAAGAAUCUGAAAACACUGGGCAUGACACAAUGGAUCCAUGUAACUAUUCAACAGAAGUUUUGCAACAAUCCCUACUUUCUGGAGAAAAAAACCACUUAGCUGGUCAUAGAAUUCAGAAAGUUUGUCCAGUUUCAACCAAGUGAAGAAGACGUAGUGAAAUAGAGUUAGGCAUCAGAUCAAACUUUGACUCAAGAGCCUCCCAUAAAUAAAUUGGUUGUAAAUUGAAAUGAUCAUUUGGCAGAAAAUCCUGCAUUAUUAUUAUUUCCCACUUGAUAGAUUAAUAAAAAAAAAACAAAAAGGGUAUUUUUGAGAUUUCUCUUUCAUCAGAAUACUUUUUGAUGUAUCUGAUGCCAAAGUAACAAAUUUAAUAAAAAUAAACAUUUGAAGGAAAUAAUGCAAUCAAGAGCCUCUAAAAUUCUAAUUAAAAAUAUGCUGUUCCUAAGGAAGGAGAGGGGAGGGAAUACUUGAUGCAAUUUAAGAUCUAAAUAAUGCUGUACAAAAUACUAAGUUUUUUCCAAGAAAUUUUUCCUAGAAUUUUAUAUUUUUGCUCUUGUAAUAUGAAUAAUGUCACAUCAAUCUGUAUUUUUCUAAUUCAAUAUAUUUUUCUAAUUCAAUAUAUCAGUGAUACAAUUUGUGUGAUUAUUGUAAAACUAAAUAAUUUGAUUGUUACUUACAUUGUCUACCUCUCAAGGCUGUUUUGAGAAUCCAGUGAGGAAAUGUUAUGGAAAAUGCUUGUAGUCAUGAAACUUUAUGUAAAGCUGACCUACUGUUAAAGUCUAAAUAAUGCUGUACAAAAUACUAAAUUUUUCCAAAAAAAUUUUUCCUAGAAUUAUUUUUAUAUUUUUGCUCUUAUAAUAUGAAUAGUGCCACAUCAAUCUGUAUUCCUCUAAUUCAAUAUAUUAGUGACACAAUUUAUAUAAUUAUUUGAUUAUUAAGACUAAAUAAUUUGAUUAUUAUUUACAUUGUCUACCUCUCAAGGCUGUUUUGAGAAUCCAGUGAGAAAAUGUUAUGUAAAAUGCUUGUAGCCAUAAAACAUUAUGUAAAGCUGAGCUACUGUUAAUGUCAGUUUACAAUAUUUUAAAAUGAAUUUGAUUUUGAAUCAAAGAGGUAGGAGUUAUGAGAAUUAGGAGAAAAGUUCUAGUUACAUUUCUUCUAUUUAUUUGCAGUCUUAGGAAUAUGCUUUUCUAUGUAUGCUUACACAGUUCCUUAUUCCUGAAAAUAUGUCCUUCCCCUAGCUUGCAAUCUUUGCUUAUCUAAAAUGUUCUUUAUCUUCCUAAGCUCAAAUAUUGCCUGUCCAAUAAGGUCUUUAUAUAUUCUAGAUCUAUGCCAAACUCCUCUAAAUCCUCUAAAAUUUCACAGCAGCUUGCCCAUAUCUUUCAUUCCCCUCUCCUCUAUUUCUGUUAUAUUUAUAUACAGGUCAUCUUUUUAAUGUACAAUCAUUUUAAACAUAUUUCCAUAUCUGUCAUGUUAUGAAAGAAAAAUAAGACCAAAAGGAAAAAAUCAUGAAAAGAAAAACCAAACAAAAAAGAUGAAAAAUAGUAUGUUUUGGUCCAUAUUCCAUCUCCAUAGUUCUUUCUCUGAAUACAGAUAGCAUUUUCUAUCCCAAGUCUAUUAUACAGGUUAUCUUUAUAGUGCCUUGUACAUAGUAAGGUGUUUUAUAAGUCUUUGUGGAAUAAUCAAAAGAAAUUAAAUGAUUAAAUAAAUUUAAAAGUAUAAAAUCUGUUUAUCCUAAUAAAUAUUAAAUGAAGCACUUGGUAAAGUAAAAGUUAACAGGAGUUUACUCAACUAGUCAAGAUAGAGAAGCAUGAGGAAGAUCGACCUAGAGUACAACUAUAGCCUAUUUUUAAGGAUAGGAGUAUACAUCUUUCAGGGAUGCUGAGUGGUACAGUAGACUGUCUACUGUCUUAGAAUGGGAAAUCCCAGUUCAAAUACAGCCUCAGACACUCAGUGGCUUGUGACCCUGGGUAAAUCACUUAAUCUUAUUUCAGUUUCCUCAUCUGUAAUAUGAGCUGAAGAAGGAAAUGAAAACUCCAUAUAGGAUCAUAAAGAUCAAACAUGACUGAAACAACUAAAUGACAAAAAUUUCUGAUUCCAGUUCCAGUGCUGUUACCCAUUGAUAUCUUGUAAGUCAGAUCUGUAACUACAAAAGAACUGACUGACCUAAUGAUCAUCAGCCUAGGAGUUUUCUCCUCAAUUUUAUCUGUUACUUAUUGGCAGGCCUACCAAGGAUGAGAGGCCACUGAUAACCCUUGAUAACCUUAGGGUAAUUGCUAUCACCACAGCUUAGCUGGCUUCCCAUUCUUAAUGAAGUAACCACUCAGUUUCCACAUAGAUAAAAUGAAAAGUUUUAAGCUAGAUGAUAUAUAAAUGCUUUUCAGCUUUAAUACUAAAUAAUUUUAUGCUUAAUAAAUAGAUUAGUUUAGGUAGUAUUGUCAUCUUUAUUAUCUUUGCUCACCCAGUCCAAGAGCAUUUAAUAUUUUUCCAGUUGGUUAGAUCAGACUUAAUUUGUGUGGAAAGUGUUUUGUAGUUUUGCUCAUAAAGUUUUUGAUUUUCCCUUGGCAGAUAGAUUCCUAAAUAUUUUAUACAAUCAGUAGUUACUUUAAAUGGAAUUUCUUUUUGUAAUUCUAACUGUUGGGUUUUGUUAGUGAUAUAUAAAAGAAUGCUGAUGACUUAUAUGGGUUUAUUUUGUAUCCUGCAACUUUGCUGAAGGUGUGGAUUGUUUCUAAUAACUUUUUAGUAGAGUCUCUGGGGUUCUCUAAGUAUACCAUUAAAUCAUCAGCAAAGAGUGACAA
Molecule: messenger RNA, 3899 nt
Organism: Antechinus flavipes (yellow-footed antechinus)
Lineage: Eukaryota; Metazoa; Chordata; Mammalia; Dasyuromorphia; Dasyuridae
Gene: IL10RB
Product: interleukin 10 receptor subunit beta
Exons: 7
Coding region: 219-1250 (343 amino acids)
Molecular function (GO): protein binding; interleukin-10 receptor activity
Source: RefSeq, a predicted model, not a curated record